AUGGAGAACGUGAGUGGAAGCGUGAUCUUGAGCAUCCCAAUUAUCGAUAUGCAAAAGUUUCCAGAUGAAGAGGAGUACAAGAAGCUAAGAGAGGCAUGUGAUGAAUGGGGAUGUUUCAGAGUGAUGAACCAUAGCUUACCCAAGAACUUAAUGGAGGAGAUGAAGAAGGUGGUAACGUGUCUGUAUGAACGUCCAAGAGAGAUCAAAAAGCGCAACGUUGAUACUGUUAUUGGAAGUGGCUAUACCUAUUUUCCUUUACAUCCAGUCUUUGAAAAUAUGGGUUUCCAUGACUUUGGAUCCUCUCUUGACAUCGAUAACUUUUGCUCUCAACUGGAUGCCUCCCCUCAUGAUAAGAAGAUAAUCAGCGCAUAUGGGGAAGCAGUUCAGGAACUAGCGGUAGAUAUAGCCAGAAAGAUAAAGGAGUGUGUUGUGGGGUUAUCAGAAGCCAUGGAUUUUCAAGACUGGCGAUGCAAUUGCAAGAUGAACAAAUACAGUUUUACCCCUGAGACUGUAGGGCACGUAGGUAUCCAUGAGCACACUGAUCCGGGGUUUCUCUCAGUUGUUCAAGAUGAUGACCUUGUGGAUGGUCUUGAAGUCUUGCACCCUCCCUCUGGUUCCUUUGUUCCAGUCCCUCCCUUAUCUGGAACCUUUGUUAUUAAUCUUGGGGAUGCUGCUCAUGUGUGGAGCAACGGAAGGUUUCCAGAUGUGAUUCAUCGUGUGCAAUGCAAGGAAGGAAGGACUAGAAUUUCAAUAGUGACAAGUUUGCAAGCACCAAGGCAUGGAGAUGUUGAAGUUGCAAAAGAGUUUGUGGACAGUGACCACCCACCUCUCUUCAUGCCUUUCAAUUUCGAACGUUACAUAGAGUCUCGAUGGACCAAAAACAUCAGAAAUGGUGAAGCCCUUGACUUGUUGCGUGUGGAUCGCCCCUCAAAUACUGUUUCAGCAUGA
Neltuma alba is the source of this 948-nucleotide messenger RNA. RefSeq names its product 2-oxoglutarate-dependent dioxygenase DAO-like. The record is from RefSeq and is a predicted model, not a curated record. The coding region runs from base 1 to 948 and encodes 315 amino acids. Lineage: Eukaryota; Viridiplantae; Streptophyta; Magnoliopsida; Fabales; Fabaceae. The transcript has 3 exons.